Messenger RNA from Closterium sp. Naga37s-1, 867 nucleotides. NCBI's taxonomy places the organism in Eukaryota, Viridiplantae, Streptophyta, Zygnematophyceae, Desmidiales, Closteriaceae. The record is from the annotation of a GenBank genome assembly.
AUGCAGAAAUUACCCGACAUCCUCAGGCAGGAGGCCGCCGGCACGGGGCUGCUGUCGGUCAGCGCGUUCGCGUGGUCGUUGGGCCAUCUGGACGACCUGCAUUGCAGCUACGAUCCGCUGAACGUCGAAAACCCGAAGCAGGUCUGCAUGAAGGCCCUCCGACAGGCGCUGGUGCACCACGUUGAGAGAGCCUCGAUGAACAAACGGGCGGCGUUGACUGUAAGUCAUGGCGUGGGAACUAGCAUCGCUCUGGGUGAGGGGGCCGAGGAGGCGACGGCGGGGUCGCACUCGGGCAGGCACGGACCCACAGAUGGCGGCGAGGAGGAGCACAAGGAGGACGGCGGGGAGCAGGAUGGUGUGUCGAAGGAGGAGGAGGAGGUAGAGCAUGAGGACGACGACGUGAUGGUCACCGGCGAAGAGGAGGCUGUACAGUUCGCCGGUGAGAAGGUUGCGGAUAAGAGCGGAGACAGCGGACCCAAGUCAGGCAAGAAGGCGCGGGCGAGCGGUGGCUCUACUCCUACCAUGACUACGAUGGCGUCGAAGGCGGCCUUGGAGCGGCUGAAGGCGGCGGAGAGGGAGAACAAGAAGCUGAGGGAGGAGAAGCUGGUGGCGGAGAAGAUGCAGGAUGACCAGCGUGCCCGGAUUGACCGGCUGUUUGAUGUGGUGAACAUGGCCGUCCAGAAGCUCUCGUCGGUCACCGAGAACCAGUGGGAUGAAAUUGAAUCUCGGCUGCACAAAUUCAGGCUGGGGGAAUGGGAGAACCUGUACAACGAGGCAGUCAACAUCCCACCGAACCAGGAAGCGCCCUCGAGAAACCAGGAGGUGGAGUUCGUCCCAUCGCCAUAUGAGAAACUAUACUACGCAUAG